AAACGUGACCGAGUAGCUGUACGUAGAAAGUGGACCCGUUGACAGUUUGUUGAAGAAUCAGGAAAGGAACAGACAAGGAACCCAAGACCGACAGCCAGGGAAGAAGCUUGACGGAGAAGGAGUCGAAGCGGCAAGCAAUCGGAAAACCUCCUCAUCUAUUUGCAUUGCGAAUUGUAAUCUAUUUGCUUUUCACUUCUCCAACGCUUCCCCAGAAUCGGAAUUUGAGAUUGUUUCUAUCACUAGGUGCUUCAUGUAUGACAAAGUGUAAAUACAACAUUCGACCUGAAGAUCAUGGAUUUCCUAGUUGGAGCUUUCAAGCCACCAUGUAAUGUUUCAAUCUCAUUUGUUGACACAAAAACUCGCAAACAGGUUCCGUUGAAGAAGGACAAUGGCCAAACCAUCAUGGUUCCUCUCUUCCAAAGUCAAGAAAACAUCAUUGGGGAGGUUCUUAUAGAACCAACUCAAGGGAAGAAAUUUGAACAUAAUGGUGUUAAAAUUGAGCUCCUUGGCCAAAUAGUAGUUUUGGUCAUUGGAGGGCUAUCCCAUUAUACAUGGCCUGACAGUAUUCUUGCCUCAUCUGUUUUGUUUUCCUCUGUUGCAGAGCUAUAUUUUGACAGAGGAAAUUUUUAUGAUUUUACAUCUCUUGUGCGUGAACUUGAUGUUCCUGGUGAAUUGUUUGAAAGGAAAACAUACCAAUUUGAAUUUUCUACUGUUGAGAUGCCGCAUGAAUCAUACAAUGGAAUCAAUGUUAGGCUAAGGUAUAUUUUGAAAGUGACAAUUGGUCGAAAUUAUAUCAGCAACAUUGUGGAGUGCCAGGAUUUUGUGGUUCGCAACUUCACUCCACCUCCAUCAAUCAAUAACAGCAUCAAGAUGGAGGUUGGAAUUGAGGACUGUCUACACAUUGAAUUUGAGUAUGGUAAAAGCAAGUAUCACCUAAAGGAUGUCAUCAUUGGCAAAAUAUAUUUUCUUUUGGUGAGAAUCAAGAUUAAAAAUAUGGAGCUCGAGAUUAGGCGUCGGGAGUCAACUGGAUCGGGGCCCAAUACAUAUGUUGAAACCGAGACCCUGGCAAAAUUCGAGUUGAUGGAUGGUGCUCCUGUCAGAGGAGAAUCUAUUCCAGUCAGACUUUUCCUCAGUCCAUAUGAACUGACACCGACAUAUCGCAACAUCAACAACAAAUUUAGUGUGAAAUACUACUUGAAUCUUGUUUUUGUGGACGAAGAAGAUCGGAGGUAUUUCAAGCAGCAAGAAAUCACAGUCUAUCGGUUACUUGAAAGUUAAACUAAUUCAAUUUUGAGCUCAGAUAUUCCACCGUGUGAAAGAGGCAGCACACUAUGGCUUCAUCUAGUGGGAUUCUUGUUUGGUUCGUUUCAGGAAUUGGUGGAUUCAUCUUCAUGAGCUACUCCUGUGACUUGCAAUUUUAACGAGGAUGCUGUUUGGCUUUGCUUUUUCUUUAUAAUCAAACACAUGAAAUGACAGCAUUAACUCCAAAAUCUUGGCUUCUUUUGCUUUGUCUAAUAUAAAUAUUUUUGAGUUUGGGUCAUAGAUUUGUGAUUUACAUUGCCAUUGUAUCAUUUCAUUUUUCAAUUUAAAUAUAUGGAGCCCCUUUGUGUA
Messenger RNA from Carya illinoinensis, 1611 nucleotides. RefSeq names its product vacuolar protein sorting-associated protein 26A-like. Gene Ontology annotation, cellular component: retromer complex; endosome. The record is from RefSeq and is a predicted model, not a curated record. Lineage: Eukaryota; Viridiplantae; Streptophyta; Magnoliopsida; Fagales; Juglandaceae. Gene Ontology annotation, biological process: retrograde transport, endosome to Golgi; intracellular protein transport. Bases 292 to 1278 code for a protein of 328 amino acids. The transcript is spliced from 12 exons.